This is a messenger RNA of Closterium sp. Naga37s-1, 2127 nucleotides long. NCBI's taxonomy places the organism in Eukaryota, Viridiplantae, Streptophyta, Zygnematophyceae, Desmidiales, Closteriaceae. The record is from the annotation of a GenBank genome assembly.
AUGGAUCACGUACGCAUCUUUCUCGCCAUAUUAUUUAUCUCAACUACAAAGGCUGCCGUAGCAGCAAGUUUCGAUCCAGCAACUCAGAUCACUCUGUACAACCAACCGCGCUUCUUCAACUCUCCAGUCACUCUGAACGAGUUCGUCGUCCGACCAGACCCGCAGGUCGCGUGCUACAAUCUCCCCUCUGCCUUCUCCAAAAUCAUAGGCUCCGCGAAAAUCGUGUGGAGCACGAGGACUGCGAGUGCGACACGUGUCAGCUGCAGCACUGUGUGGUUCUUCCCUGGGUUGAAAUGCGCUGGGACACCCAAGGGAGUUCCGCGGCCUGCGACUGUCUCGAAUGCAUCUUCUUCUUUGAGCUUCAUCAGUGUACUAGCCGAGCCAAUGAGGUCAGCGGCCUCCAUCGCAUGUUCAUAUGACAGGAACCCAUGCACCGUUGUUCCAUGCCCUGCCAACACCACAUGCACCUCCUACGGCAACACUGCGCACGCAUGCCCAUGCAGCUCUGGCUUCACGCGAGUCAACGGCAACUGUGUCGACAAAUGCACGGCCAGGAAUUGCCCGGCAAACUCCUCCUGCUAUCUUCGUGGGGGAGCAGCAGAGUGCGUGUGCAAGAGAGGGUUUGUUCAGCAAUCCAACGGCUCCUGUGCGCCGCAGCCCGCUUACGAUGAGUGGCUGGGAUUGCAGAACGACGCCAGAGCAUCGGUUGGAUCGCCGCCACUCGUUUGGAAUGACACAUUGGCAGCGGCAGCACGGGCAUGGGGAAGCAAGCUAACCUCCACAUCCUGUUACAAUACCACCCUGGAGAAAGGGGUUCCCUAUGGCCAGAACACUCUGGCUGCAUAUGGCACCGCCUCGCCGUCCGUCGCCGCGAUCGUCGCCGUCGUGUCCGCGAUGCUCCUCGUUGCUAUCAUCCACCUUCCGCUAACCGUGUCCGCCGGUACCGUUACCCCCGCCGCCGUUCCGCCCACCGUCGUUCCGCCCACGGUCGUACCGCCCACCGUCAUUCCGCCCGCCGUCGUACCUCCCACCGUCGUUCCGCCCGCCGUCAUUCCUCCCGCCGCCGUCGUUCCUCCCACUGCGCCGUUCGCGCAAGCCGCCCCAGGCACGCUCCUUGCGCUCUACAACCGCCAGUACUUCGCCAACUCGCCGAAAUCCCUCCCGUUCGUCGCGAUUCGCCCCAACCCGGCUGUAGCGUGCUACGACCUGCCGCCGGAUUUCGCGCGCAGCGCGGGCUCGGCGCGCAUCUGGUGGAACACGAAGGAUAACCAGCCGGAGCAUAUUAACUGCGGGACGGUGUGGUUCUUUCCUGGUUAUGGCUGCACGGGCGCGGCUACUGGGAUCCGCAGGCCUGGGAGCUUGAAUACCACCGCCCCCAGAUACAAUGCGUACAGCAAGUUGCCAGCGCAGAUGGCCACAGCAGCUUCUGUCGGCUGCUCCUUCUUCCCUGACCCGUGUGCGAUCAUAGCAUGUGCGGAUCCCAACGCCAUGUGCAAGUCAAACAAGGGCACCUCGCACGUUUGCCGCUGCCAACCAGGUUUCACCAGCGUCAACGGCACGUGCACGGACGUGUGCACGCAGAAACAGUGUCCUGCCAACUCCACCUGCAUCCCCCGGGGCAGCCUCGCCACCUGCCGCUGCGACCCGGGCUUUGACCGGCAGGAGGACGGCAAGUGCUCGCCCACUCCCGCCAACAAGGAGUGGCUGCAGCCGCACAAUGAAGCACGUGCUGAAGUUGGCUCACCUCUUCUUGUCUGGAAUGAGACAUUGGCAGCAGCAGCCCUCACCUGGGCACAGCAGCUAGUGAACUCCUCUGCUGCUUGUUUCAACACCACACUGGAAUCCUCCUCCUCACUGCCCUACGGCCAGAACACACUCGCAGCAGUCAACACCUCCCCCUCUGAAGCCGUGCAGAUAUGGACAGACGAGGCCGCCCGGUACUCACGCUCGCCGUACCCCUUUGGGUGUAACGGGCUGCAGCUGAGGAACUGCGUGCACUUCAUUCGGGCUGUAUGGAACACCACUCUCAGCGUGGGCUGUGCGGCUGUGCCCUGCAAGAACAACUGGCAAACCUUUGUCUGCAAUUACUACCCCAAGGGGGCUAUUCCCGGCGCAUACCCUUACUAA